AGAAGAGAAGAACCGUCCGAAGAAUCUCCGAGUGUCCCCGAGUGUCCCCGAGUGUCCCCGAGUGUCCCCGAGUGUCCCCGAGUGUCCCCCGAGUGUCCCCGAGUGUCCCCGAGUGUCCCCGGGCGUCCACGAGUGUCUGAAGUUCCAGGACUUUUGGAGGAGUCUGUCCCCGGGUCCUGGAGCGGUGUGUCCCCGGGUCCUGGAGCGGUGUGUCCCCGGGUCCUGGAGGAGUGUGUCCCCGGGUCCUGGAGGAGUGUGUCCCCGGGUCCUGGAGGAGUGUGUCCCCGGGUCCUGGAGCGGUGUGUCCCGGGUCAGAGAUGAGCGGUUGGGCGGGUUUCUCAGACGCGGAGCUCCGGCGGCUCCAGCAGACUCCCGACCCGGCGGUUCCGGUGUCAGGUCGAGGGCGUAAACCGGGUCCUGUGACCAGAACCCGGCAGCAGAUCCAGAGGGAACAGGCCCUGCUCAGGUCCAAGUCCGAGUCCGGGUCCGGUCCACUUCCACCGGACCAGCAGCUCAGCCAGACCAAACCCCAGCCCAAAACACAACCAGGACCAGGUACAAGGACCAGACCGGAGACCAGACCGGAGACCAGACCCGAGACCAGACCGGAGACCAGACCGGAGACCAGACCCGAGACCAGACCGGAGACCAGACCCGAGAUCAGACCCGAGACCAGACCGGAGACCAGACCCGAGACCAGACCCGAGACCAGACCCGAGACAAACGGAGAUCUGACAAUGGCCGAACUGAAAAAGCCUGAGGAGGAACCUGAAGCGGCUCCGGUUUUAAAAGAGCUGGAGAAACAAGAAGUCGAACUGCGCGAGCGCAGUCGUCUGGAGCUGCUGCAGAUCCAACAGAAGGAGAUGGAGGAAAAGAACAAGAGGAAGAAAGCUCUGCUCGCCAAGACCAUCGCAGAGAAGUCCAAACAGACUCGAGCAGAGACCAUGAAGCUCCAGAGGAUCCAGAAGGAGCUGCAGACUCUGGACGACAUGGUGUCCAACGACAUCUCCAUCCUCCGAGGACGAAUCGAGCAGGCCAGCUGGGACUACACUACUGCAAGGAAGCGUUACGAAAAAGCUGAAGCCGAGUUUGUCGCGGCGAAGUUGGAGCUUCAUAAGAAAACGGAGCUGAAGGAGCAGCUGACGGAACAUCUGUGCGCCAUCAUCCAGCAGAACGAACUCCGCAAGGCCCAGAAGCUCGAGGAGCUCAUGGCCCGACUGGAGCUGCAGGCCGACGACCACGAGGACGAGGAGAAGGACGAGGAGAAGGAGGAGAAAGAGGAGAAGAAAGAGGAAGAGGAGACGAAGGAGACGGAGGAGGAAACGGGGGAAGGAGACAAGGAGGACAAAGAAACGGAACAAGGAGCUAAGGAGGAGAACCUUUCCUCAUCGCCAGAACAAGAACCAAAACCCAAAGAUGGUGAAACAUCUGAAGCUCCAAACGAUUCAGAGAAACCCGAGCGUUCCUCAUCCUGAUGUUCGACUCCGGAUCGGGAAAUGUUCCAAAUGUUUCGGACGAUUCAUCUUCAGGAGAAACGAGAUGCUGCAGAUGAACCAGGAUCAGACCAAAGAUUCAGACGUGAACAUCUCCUCCUCCUCCUGAGUGGAACGUGCCUCUGACUGAAACUCUCUUCACACGGUCGUGUUGAAGAUCUGACACACUUCAGGGUUUUUCAGGUUUUAUUUUUGUCUUUCUGGUUGAGAAUCAUGACGUCAAACUGGGGAAUUCCAAAACUGUUACGGAGCAAACAUCUGGAACUGUGAGAACAAACCUCAAACUCCAAACUCCAAACUUCUCCCACUCCCACGUUUACAGGACCAGUUUAAUUCUGAAUUAAAUAGUUCAGAAGUCAUUUUUUUCCUUUGAGUUUACAUAAAAGUUUUAAUUCUGAAUUGAAGUUUCCAUGAAAAUCUCGUUAAAUCAUCUGCGGAUCAGGACGAGUUUUUCUGUUUUUUCAGUUUGAAUUCUUCGUGUCUUUCUGAAUCUCGACAGGACGGUUUCGGUUUCGCUGAAGUUCAGACUUUGUCCAUCGUCCAGUGAGUUGAGGAAAGUUUCACGGUUCAUCCUCCUGGUGUCACGAGUUUCUCUCUCGCUCCAAACUUUCUUUCUUUCUGCUGCUCGUUUUCUGUUUCCAGCUGCAGGUUUCACGACUCGCGGUUUGUAAAUCUACAGAAUCUGAGUUUGUUUUGGGGCGUUUGUCUUCAGUCUCUCACUCUUUGUCUUUAUAAGUUUAAAGUUUAAAUGUUCAAUAGUCGAGUGGUGCAGACUGGGGCUGGUAUCGUUAAGUUGCCGAUACGAUACACACCUCGAUACAGUGCACUUUUGAUUCGAUAUGAAAUAUUUCAAAUCGAUUCGAUACGGUUCAAUAAAAAAUAAAGGUUAAAUUGUGGCUGUGACACUAAAAGUCUUUGUUAAAUCACUUCUUGUUCAAAUAUUUUAAUCGUCAAAACAGUAAAAAUAUCAAAUGUGUCACAUAAAUGAGUUUCACUUUCACUAAACAAACAACAAAACUGUAGCUGGAACAAAAUAAUUUAGUAAAACAUGUAAAAAUACUCUGGUGAAAUAUCGAUACAGUAGCCCACGAUAUUGAUACUGUUUCAUCACAUUAAACGAUACGAUAUAUCGAUAUUCUGAUAUUUUUGCACACCUCUGGUGCAGACCAGGGAUGGGCAGGAUCCCAGAUUCACCUUUAGCCCGGGUAGGUUCUUCCAGUGGAUGUGAGCCGACCGAGCGUGUGCACCAGUGCUCUUUUCAACCACGAGCGCACGCCGACGCCAACGCCAACGCA
Messenger RNA from Boleophthalmus pectinirostris (great blue-spotted mudskipper), 2788 nucleotides. It is a transcript of the gene gorab, whose product is annotated as golgin, rab6-interacting. The coding region runs from base 318 to 1475 and encodes 385 amino acids. Gene Ontology annotation, biological process: non-motile cilium assembly. Lineage: Eukaryota; Metazoa; Chordata; Actinopteri; Gobiiformes; Gobiidae. The record is from RefSeq and is a predicted model, not a curated record. The transcript is spliced from 5 exons.